AUGGCACCGAAAAAGCGCAGUAGCUCUCCCUCUCUCGACAGAGGAUCCUCAAGCGCUCCUUCUUCACCCAAGAAAGGGAGAGCAGGCGCAUCUUCCUGGACCGAUGAUCAAGGUAGGUGGCGCCAGAGAAGACCAAAUCCUGGGGAAGUCUGCUUGUUGUUCGCGCUCAUGCCUUUGUCUGCUCGUGGCAUCUCGACACAGAUCGUCGCUUGCUGCUGGCAUACCUCGCAGCGGAUGGCCAGGCACCUCCUCUAAGCGAAGCCAAAAAAGCCGCCAUGGCAUCUGCUACGCAGAGAAGCGAAGAGGCGGUCAGGGUGAGUUUGUCUCACGCAUGCGUAGUCGCGCAUUUGGCCAUCACUCUGACGUAGGCAUGCCCUUUCAUCAGCAACGUUGGAAGAAGGUCGUCAUUCCUGCUGUCAAGAAAAUGAUCGAGCAACUUGAAGGUAAAGUCGUCGAGGAACAGGAUCAGGGUGAUGAGUGA
Messenger RNA from Ceraceosorus bombacis, 481 nucleotides. Lineage: Eukaryota; Fungi; Basidiomycota; Exobasidiomycetes; Ceraceosorales; Ceraceosoraceae. The record is from the annotation of a GenBank genome assembly.